ACUUCAUUCUUUCUUACGUUUGUUUCAUUGUUUGUUUUGUUUAUUGAGUUUGGCUGAAUAAACAAGAAGUGAAGCAAAAAUGGUUGGAGGUGGAGCUCCACAGAAAGGAAGUGCAGCUGCAACUGCAAGCAUGAGAAGGAGAUAGCCAGCUAGAGCAGCAGCAGCAGCAGGAACAAUGCUUCAGUUCUACACAGAUGACGCACCUGGUCUCAAGAUAUCUCUAAAUGUCGUUCUUAUUAUGAAUAUUGGUUUCAUUGCCUUUGUUGCUGUUCUCCAUGUCAUGGGUAAACUCUAUUUUGUCAAGAGCAAAUAAACAGGACACAACCAAACAAAGCAAUGUCAUCAAUACCUUUUUUUUUCCUUUA
Messenger RNA from Capsella rubella, 365 nucleotides. Its product is annotated as protein transport protein Sec61 subunit beta. Gene Ontology annotation, cellular component: endoplasmic reticulum membrane; Sec61 translocon complex. Gene Ontology annotation, biological process: intracellular protein transport. The record is from RefSeq and is a predicted model, not a curated record. NCBI's taxonomy places the organism in Eukaryota, Viridiplantae, Streptophyta, Magnoliopsida, Brassicales, Brassicaceae.